AUGCCUCGACGAAAUUACGCCAGCGAUGCCUCCCCAACUCCUGCCAACCGUCGCAGACUUCUUCCUAACGCGUACCCCCAACCUGAACAUCCCAUGAACCUCCGAGAUCGAGGUGGUGCACCGGAGUUUCAAAUCCCUCUUCCACCCCCCCCCUACCACCACAACACGAAUCUUCUCGUCGCCGCCGCGAACGGCAGACCGAGUCCGAGCCUGAAGACCCUCGAGCAAGGCAGCGAAAUGAGCGGCGCCGACCCCUCCCGGGGCUCUGAGGGUUCCUCGUGGGAACCAUUCCUGAACCUGACUGUCGAUCACCGGGUUAGUCGGGUUUGGGAGUCCCGUGGUGGAUUAAACCACGGGGAGCCCUUUGAGAUCUGGGAGGAUGACCCGGACGCCGAGCCUCCUAAUCCACCAACUCCGCCUCUCCCAACGGACCGGAGCGAAGAGAAAGAAAACCUCUUCCUGACCAGCUCCGACUACGGCUCCGACAACGAAGAGCAGGAGAAUGACCCGCGCCGCCAGAACAUCGACUUUGACGUCCUGAACGACCGCCGCAUCGAUGCCUAUGGCCCUCCAGUGCCAUCUCGGGUCUUCAACCAGCUGACCAUCGAUUCUGAGGGCAAUGUCGUUCGUCACACCCCCCAACGCCGCACUCCUGUGCCUCUUGAGUUUGUUCGUCCUGCUGUCCGCAUUGAGAUCAUUGAACAGAACAAUGAGGUUGACGAGAAUGAUGAGAACGACGAGAGCGACGACGACAGCGGCGAAGAAGCCGAUGAGCCAAUGGACCUCUGGGAUGAGUCUCUCGAAGAAAACCAAAUUCGCGAGCUCGAGGAGCUGACCGACGUUCAUGUUCGUGCUCACGACCAGCGACAGGCCCACGGUCGUCAGGAGCCCAUGCGCGAUUCUCCCAGCGUUCAAGGUCCCGCCAGUCUUUACUUGGAAGCUCGCCGUAUCACCAUGUACCAGCGCCAGCAAGCCCGCCGUCGAAACCGAGACAUCGUUGAUUAUGGCGACGAAGAUGAUGACUUGUGA
Penicillium malachiteum is the source of this 1029-nucleotide messenger RNA. RefSeq lists its product as uncharacterized. The record is from RefSeq and is a predicted model, not a curated record. NCBI's taxonomy places the organism in Eukaryota, Fungi, Ascomycota, Eurotiomycetes, Eurotiales, Aspergillaceae. The transcript has 2 exons. The coding region runs from base 1 to 1029 and encodes 342 amino acids.